Molecule: messenger RNA, 2674 nt
Organism: Desarmillaria tabescens
Lineage: Eukaryota; Fungi; Basidiomycota; Agaricomycetes; Agaricales; Physalacriaceae
Product: chondroitin AC/alginate lyase
Exons: 4
Coding region: 135-2471 (778 amino acids)
Molecular function (GO): lyase activity
Source: RefSeq, a predicted model, not a curated record
CAUCAUUUCCUUCUCUUCCAUCUCCAGCUGGCCUUUUAGGCUUUUUCAGGUGUCGCCGUCGCCUUUUUCUCCCUUCAACCUUGUCUCCGUCUCUCGUUAUAUUUCUGUCUUUUUUCUAGUCUUUCUUCGCCGGGAUGGCCAACUAUAACGCCGUUAACAACAACGGCAACCAUCCUUAUGGUGCAGGCGACCCAUACUACAACGAGUCCACUGGCUUCAUAACGCCCGUAUCCGCCGCCAAAAAGAAGACCAGCAACUGGAUCAAGUUUGGUAUCCCUGUCGCCGUCCUUGUCAUCGUUGGUGCUGUGGUCGGAGGCGUAGUCGGCAGCCGGAACUCUAAAAACAGCAACGACGCCUCCAGCUCGAGCAGCACCAACGCUGCAGCAGAAGCCAGUGCUGCCAGUGCUGCAGUUACCGCCAAGAAUGACAUAGGCAUAUAUGCCACCGCGACGAAUAGCGAAUUCAUGGUUCCAUUAUACCCCUCCACUACUAAUACAGCAGCAUUCACUACCCCCACCUUUGUUGAUACCUCCAGUGCUACUAAUGCCUGGCCAAACGAUUCUUUCAGCCCAUCAAACCCCAGCGCUACUUCUGUACGAAGUGAUCGCCCCCGACUCAUCGCUCCGGCAUACAAAUGGCAGGCCCUUCCAACUCUCAUAGCCAAUGAUCCUUACCUCAAAUACUGGAAUGAGACCAUCUUUGGGAAUGCCACGGACUAUUACAGCCAAGACCCUGUCGUUUAUCAUAUGGAUGGCGACAGCGGUAUCCUUGACAAUGCUCGUGAGGUCAAAAUGCGGGUCAAGGCUUUCGCCUACGUUUACCGCAUGACGAAUGACACCAAGUGGGUCGACCGUUGCUGGGAGGAAAUUCAAAACGCCGCUGGUAAUGGGACUACAUCGUUCGGUCCCACUGACGACAAAUGGAACUCGGGUCAUUUCCUUGAUACUGCGGAGUUCUCUUCCGCAUUUGCCAUUGCCUACGAUUGGCUUUACGAUGUGUGGACCGACGAGCAGAAGACCCAGAUGAGGUAUACCCUCAACUUGUACGGUCUGGGUCCCGGUGUUGCAGCAUACAAUGACCCUACCGUCUAUACGGGAUGGUGGAGGACCAACACCACCGGCAACUGGAAUUGCGUGUGUAAUGCCGGUUUGACGAUGGCCUCCCUUGCCAUCUUGGGCGAUGACACUACGACCAACGCAGAGACACUUCUUGGUCUUACCAUCGACAAUGCUUUGGAAAAUUGUGCUCAGGCCGUCACGGAUGAUGGUACAUGGGCAGAGACCGCCAAUUAUUGGUACUUUGGUACCACUGGUCAUGCCGAGAUGUCCUCGGCAUUGCUGACGGCCACAGGAUCUGAUUAUGGCCUGUUAGACUCCAACGUCAACUUCAAGAAGACUGGUGACUUUCACAUGUAUGUUUUCGGACCCACCUCUCUGUUCGAUUGGGGUGAUCAUGGCCCGAACAAAUUCUCCUCCACUGCCAACUCCAUCAUUUGGUACGGUACUUAUUUCGAUGAACCCGUAUACACCCUUUUCCAACGUGAACAACACGAUGCGCCUGAACCAUGGAGCAUGUUCUGGUAUGAUCCCACUGUCGUGGGAGCAUUCUGGGAUGGAAAGCCGUUGGAUUCCUUCUUUGAUAAUCAACUUGAUCAGUGGGUGUCGAUGAGGAGUAGCUGGACAGAUAUCAAUGCUCUUUAUGUCGCUAUGAAGGCCGGAAAGAACCAAGGUCACCAAACGCACAACGAUCUAGAUGUGGGUGACUUUGUUCUUGAUGCUUUAGGCACGAGAUGGGCAGGAGAGUUGGGAUCCGGGGAUUAUCUGUCAACGAACUACUUCAGCAACGAUACGCAGGAAAGUGACCGGUGGAAGUAUUACAGAAAGAUGACGGAGGGCCAGAACACGAUUCUGAUUGGCAAGACCAACCAAGAUGUGUUGGCUGAGCCGAAGAUCCUCAGCUCUGGGACAUCCAACACGACGCAGGGCUCGAGCACAGUAUUUACAGUUGACAGCGAUUCAACUGCGUUCUGGGUGGCUGACACGACCAGCGCCUAUUUCAAUGCGACUUCGGUAAAACGAGGUGUGCGGAUGCUCAACAAGCGGAAGCAGGUUUUAGUUCAAGACGAGGUCACGUCGACGGCUGACAUCCAGUGGCGAAUGCACACAAAUGCGACAGUCACGACCAACGGGUCGAAAGCCACAUUGGUUCGUGAUGGCAAGACGAUGGAGGUGUCAAUUAUCAGCCCCAGCAGUGCGACCUUUACGACGUCGAAUGCCACACGGUUUGACACGGAUCCUACACCGCCCGAUCCCGACCAACCGAAUCCAGGAAUUACGGUGCUGAUCAUUGAGCUCAGUGCGGGAACGAACAACAUCCAGGUUUUGUUUAACCCACAGUGGAAUGACGGCACAACUUUCGUUACACCUUCCUCUGUUGACCUCGACAACUGGUCUUUGACGAGUCAUAAUUAAUGCUUUUGAUGGACCAUGAUGGACUACCUAUUUACCCUUGAGAUUGGAUAUUUGUGGCUAUAAUUUACAUUAUACCAGCGGACUUGUAGGGGAACUUGUACGAAAAUGUAUUUGUUAUCCCCUGAGACCGGAGUAUUUGUCUGUGUUAUUAUUGUGGCGUGUCGGUUCCCCUGGCAGCGAGACCGAGGGGGUUGCCAUUUAUU